Molecule: messenger RNA, 1046 nt
Organism: Priapulus caudatus
Lineage: Eukaryota; Metazoa; Priapulida; Priapulimorpha; Priapulimorphida; Priapulidae
Exons: 6
Coding region: 30-1046 (338 amino acids)
Biological process (GO): cell surface receptor protein tyrosine kinase signaling pathway; multicellular organism development; protein phosphorylation
Cellular component (GO): signaling receptor complex
Molecular function (GO): transmembrane receptor protein tyrosine kinase activity
Source: RefSeq, a predicted model, not a curated record
GAAUAUCCCCCACAACCUUGACGACAACUAUGAGACAUUUUGAAACUGCUGCCUGCUUGCUGUUAUUCGUAUUGCUAACCGGCUCCGUGGCUCUUUUCGGUGGAUGCAAGCGAGCCGAGUUGGAGGCAGCCCUCGAUACCCUGAAGCAUCACGUUAAUCACGGCAAGCUUCUCACUUACUGGCACACCAGCGCGCUCAUCGAGGAGAAGUGUCCCUACGGCACAUGCGCAUGCAACGUCGUCAUCGACUUCUCGUGCGGCGUCGGCGCGACGUUGCUUGGCAACGAAACGUCGGUGAGGUGCGCCUGUGACAACGGCAGCAGAUGGACCGACUUUCCGAAAUGCCGUGCCUGUCACAAGAUAAGGCAACAGAAUGUCGAGGAUACGCGCAUAUUCAUGUACCCGCGCUCUACCUGCGAUCAGGAUCACUGCGCAUGCGGCACGACGGUGCAUGUCGGCUGCGAUAGCAGUACGCAUGCGCUGACGGGAGGCGAGGCGAUGACGUGCGCAUGCCCGGAGCGCGGCAACGGCAGCUGGAGUUUCGCAGACGCCGAACCGAAGUGUGUUAGAAAAGACGAAGAUGUACAAAAUAGGAAAACUAUAAAGAAAGUUCACCCGCGGCUGAUCAUUGGACUGUCUCUGGGAGGCAUUGUGUUGCUGCUACUGCUGCUUCUGCUCAUCUUCUGCUACGUGUGCUGCUGGAUGCAGAUAAAUAAGAGAGAUCUCACGUCCCCGGUGGCAUGCGGCUUGCUGACGCAGGAACUGACGGCGCUACAGAUGAUUCCGCCACACGCAAACAUCGUACGCUUCCUCGGAUACUCGGACGAUCCGACGUACGGAAGGACGAUUGUCACCGAACUUCUACCGCACGACAAUCUCAAGCGAUUUUUAAAAGAGCAGCGCACACUGCCACCUGAUGUGCCGUACGCGAACCUUCAUCCCGAGAGCGUCACCUUGACGGGCAGACAGCUGGUUGGUUUUGCCCACCAGGUGGCGGGUGCGAUGCGACACAUCGUGCAUCACAAGGUGCGCGUGAGGGCUGUUUGA